AUGGCCGACAGCGACCCCCGUCAGAGGGAUUCUGAUGAGCUCAUGCCCAACAUCGAGACCAAACCCAAGUCGUACGCGGAGUACGUGCUCAGCUGCGUACAAAAGGGUGAAGAUUUCAUGCUCCCGCUCUCGAUGAUUGUUGCCCUAGACGCAAGGAAGGUGCAAGCUGAGGAGAUGCAGGAGAACCAGCCUGUCUUUCUCGUUUUCCAAGAAGAUGGGUCCGUUGAAGGUUGCCAGGGCCUGAAGAAAGUACCGAGCUCAAAGAAUGUGGUGGGCAUCUACUCUACGAUUCUCAGUGCGAACUUGAAGGCAGUGGAAAUUAUCCGCGAGGCGAUCAAAGAACCUUUCUGUAGGGGACUGCCAAGAACUACGAAGGAGUGGGCCACAGAGCACAACGAUGAGAUUAAGGCUGGAUCCGGCUUGGAAGGUGACGACACUUGGUUCAUUGACGAAGGCGGACUCUUACACUUGCGAGUGACGCAGAGAACUUCUUUAUUCAGAGAAUCAGUCAAGGAUGCCUGGGUGGAAAGACGAUCUAUUGAGGAUUGA
Molecule: messenger RNA, 549 nt
Organism: Neoarthrinium moseri
Lineage: Eukaryota; Fungi; Ascomycota; Sordariomycetes; Amphisphaeriales; Apiosporaceae
Exons: 1
Coding region: 1-549 (182 amino acids)
Source: RefSeq, a predicted model, not a curated record